UAAUUACUACUACUUCACGAAGAUGGCAAAGGAUCAACUAAUCACAAUCAACGAUGCGGUUCACAAGCUCCAGCUCGCCAUGCUCGACCGCAUCACUGACCAGAAGCAUCUCUUCGCGGCGGGAACCUUGAUAUAUCGAUCAGACUACGAGGACGUCAUCACGGAACGAACCAUCGCUAAGCUCUGCGGCUACCCUCUCCGCCGAUCAUCCCCCCUUUCCAACGUUUCUAGAAAGGGGAAGUAUCAGAUAUCGAUCAGCGAGCACAUAGUUUACGAUUUAAAGGGGAUUCCAAGGCUACUGACGAAUGUAAUGUUUUAAAGCGUCCACCACAGAGAAAACAAACUUCUCCUAUUGGGGAAUCUGAGAGAGGUGAAGGGGGAAAAGUUUCGAAAGAACAAACUACAGUUUCUCCUGCACUGAAAAAAUCGAGUAAGCACUAAGGGAGGUGUUAAAGAGUAGUAGGCCGCCUUACGACCUAGAUAUCGCUGAGAAUUUGUAGCUGCUUAUGUGACUUAUUCUUUCUUGAAGGUAGGAAUAUGGUUUCAUUUAUUCCUUAGGGAGCCUUGAGAUCUUGUGGUGGUUACUUAUUAAGCCAUUUUCUGCUGAUAUGUGUGGCAAUAUAGGCGUUAUUGUCCAUGCACUCUGUUUAUCUGGAUGGUUUUGAAGCCUACUAUGAAUGUGCAGGGUUUCGUCGUCGAUUAGAGUUUGAUGAGCAAAGUUCUUUAACUGAAUCCUCUACUGUGUCUAAGAAGUAGGGUUUGAAGAUUCCAACACAAGCCAAGCAAGCUUCUCAUGUAGGGGAAUCAGGCAAAGGGCAAACAUUUGUGACAGAUUUCGAACAAACUGCAAUUCUUCCAAGUUAUUGCAAGGAUCGCGAAAUGGAGAAGGACAUUAAGAAUUGUAUGCUUGAUGAGAUGGGUUUGGAGUGUUCUGCUAUAAUGAGCGAUGGAUACAGUGUAGAAUAUAGUGUUGCUAAGCAGCCACCGUGUUCAAUGAAAGAUCCUGUAAGUUUCCACGUAGAAGGUCUUCAGAUGUUAGACAGGAAAAAGGCUUUACUAGGAUCAUCCUCUGGUCCUAACACGAAAGGGUUGAGGAAAAAACCAGAAAAAUUGGGAAAGAAGAUUAUUUCUGUUCAAUUCCAUGCUGAUUCUUGUGAAGAUGGUGGCAAAAUCCUUACAGCUGAAUCUUACGAGGGACUUAAAGCUCAUCAGGACACGUGUUCAUCUAGUAAAACCGUCACUAAAUCAUGCCUUAAAUUUUCUGGCCCUAAGAAGCUUAGUCGUUCAGUUACCUGGGCCGAUAAUGGCCAUGGUGAUCUUUGUGAGGUUAGAAGCAAUGAUAGCGAAUCAGGUCUUUACAUGGCUUCUACUCGUACAGAGGAUGUGAAAAGUGUAUCACACCUCGCACUAGCAGAGGCCUGUGCUACGACAUUGAGUCAUGCUGCUGAAACUGUUUCUUCAGGAGAUUUAGAUGCCGUUGCGAAAGGAGGAAUCGUUUUGUUACCAAGUACCCAUCAACUGGAUGAAGAGGUUUCCGAGGAGCAAAUCGAGGAGGAUAUGACUGAAGAGGAAGCAACUCUUCUGGAGUGUCCAAAUAAGCCUGGGAUGCCUGAUUUUGAUAUUUUUGACCCUGAUCAAUCUUGGUUUGAUGGACCUCCCAUAGGCCUCUCUCUAACGUUAUCAACUUUUGGUAUGUUGUGGGAUUCACUGUUUGGCUGGGUAUCAUCCUCCUCUCUAGCAUACAUAUAUGGGAAGGAUGAAUCUGCUUAUGAGGAGUUCUUAUUUGUUAACGGUAACGAGUACCCACGGAGGAUUAUGCUGGUAGACAGGCUAUCCUCAGAGAUCAAGGAGACAAUUUCUGGGUGUCUUGCAAGAGCAGGGUGUCUUGCAAGAGCUUUACCUAGAAUCUCUACUGAUCUCAGGCUGCCAAUAGCGAUAUAUGAGUUGGGAAAAGGAUUGGGAAGCUUGGUGGAGACGAUGUCGUUGACAUGGGCUGUACCUUCGUUUAGGGUUGAGCAAUGGCAAGUGAUAGUUUUUGUGUUACUGGAUGCGUUGUCUGUAUGCCGCAUUCCUCGGAUUGCACCUUAUAUAUUUAACAAAAACAAGGUUUUAGAAGGACGUGGAAUAGGAAAUGAAGAUUAUGAGACGAUGAAGGAUAUUCUGUUACCACUUGGUCGUGUUCCACGGUUUGACACCCGAUGCGGAGGAUAGACAAAGACCAGAAGAAAAGUUUUUUCUUUUUUUUUGGUUUAUUUGACUGAUGGAUGUUCAAAAUAGGAUGUUAACUAACUUGGAACAAAGAUUUAAAGAUGAUUUGAUAACGUAGUGAGUCAGAGACGCUGUGUUGUUACUUGUGUGUUAUAAAUGAAAACACUUUUGAAGUCGUAA
Molecule: messenger RNA, 2388 nt
Organism: Brassica napus (rape)
Lineage: Eukaryota; Viridiplantae; Streptophyta; Magnoliopsida; Brassicales; Brassicaceae
Product: putative RNA polymerase II subunit B1 CTD phosphatase RPAP2 homolog
Exons: 7
Coding region: 880-2211 (443 amino acids)
Cellular component (GO): cytoplasm; nucleus
Molecular function (GO): RNA polymerase core enzyme binding; RNA polymerase II CTD heptapeptide repeat phosphatase activity
Source: RefSeq, a predicted model, not a curated record